Messenger RNA from Megalobrama amblycephala (Wuchang bream), 5986 nucleotides. Its product is annotated as NACHT, LRR and PYD domains-containing protein 1 homolog. The record is from RefSeq and is a predicted model, not a curated record. Lineage: Eukaryota; Metazoa; Chordata; Actinopteri; Cypriniformes; Xenocyprididae. The transcript has 15 exons. Gene Ontology annotation, biological process: regulation of apoptotic process. Bases 292 to 4692 code for a protein of 1466 amino acids. Gene Ontology annotation, cellular component: cytoplasm.
UGUUAGUAUGUAGACUGAAUCAUGAAUUAAAAUGAUCUGUUUCAAAAAUGAAAACGACAACCAUAUUUUAACAAAAACAAAGAUAAAAACAACGAAUUAAAAGACAUGAAAAGUGAGGACCGCUCGAAAUGUCACUUCUUCUGUUUUCCCUGCAUUAUUCCGGAUGUUCCUAAAUUCUUGUGGUUAAACCACCACGUCACCACCAGAUAGUGGAAAUCUGAUGGUCACACACCCUUAUUACACUCACAGAAACUGUUACUCCAACACAGAUACACGUUCCUUUGGAUUUAAAUGGAGGCAUUCCAUUGCUUAGACACGAUGUCAGAUCACGGGGUCCAGUAUGUGGACAGGCACAGGUCUGAGCUCAUCCAGAGGGUUCAGAGGGUGAUGGCAGUGUCACGCAAGCUGCUGUCAAUGAACAUGAUCAAUGUGGAGACAUAUUCACAGAUCAGGAGAGCAGGAACCAAACAGGACAGAAUGAGAAGGCUUUAUGUAGCACUGGAUGAAGGAGGACAUGAAGUUAAAUCUGCAUUUUAUUCUGCACUGGAGGAGUGUGAAUUUCAUCUCUGUUUAAUAGAUUUGCCAAAUUUUGAUGAUGUUAUUUAUGCUGACAUUACUUCAUUCCUGGAAAGGAAGUAUAACAGGUUUUUAGCUAAUCAAAGGUCUGAGCUCAUCCAGAGGGUUACAAGAGUGAUGCCAAUAGUGGAUGAGCUGUCGGCACAACACAAGCUCAAUGAUCAGACAUAUGCACGAAUCAGGAGAGCACCGACCAACCAGGAGCAAAUGACAGAGCUUUAUAAAGCCCUGGAUGAAGGAGGAUAUGAUGUGAAAUCUGCCUUUUACUCUGCUCUGAGGAAGUAUGAACCACACCUGUUCUGUUACCUGGAGCACAACCCUGAGAUUCUUCAGUACAAGUCUUCAGUCAUUGAGAAAUAUAAGUUUGUGACCGAGUAUAACCUUCCAUCUGAUGAAUGUGUGGAACUGGCCGCCCGUUACACUGAACCAGUGAUCAUUCAGAAGAGCAAAGAGCAGGCUGAGAAAUACUAUCGUGAACAUGUGAAGUCUGUGGAUGCUUCAUCUCAACUGUUAUCAAAUGACAAGAAUCACAGCAUCAGAAUAGACCAGCUGUUCAGUCCCGACAGUGAUGGAAACACACCGAAAACUGUGAUUCUCAGUGGAGAUUCUGGAAGAGGUAAAUCCUUCAUGUUACAGAAGAUCAUGUUGGACUGGGCGUCUGGAGAACUUUACUCUGAAAAAUUUGAUUUAAUUUUUCUCCUGAAAUGUGAAGAGCUGAAGUUUAUUUCUUAUAAGAUGAGCUUAUUUAAGCUCCUGAGCUGGAGUUGCAGUUUAACAUCAGAUCAGAUCUCAGGGAUAUUAGAGUUAACACCAGAGAAAGUCCUCUUCCUCAUUGAUGGAAUUGAUGACUUUUCAUUUGAUCCACACAGUCAUACAUCACGACCCACUAUUGCAUCCCAUGGAGCACUAUCAAUGGACACUCUUAUGAGUCUGUUGAAUGGACAGAUCCUAUCUGAGUCCUUCCUGCUGGUUACCUUCAGAACAGCUGCUGAUCCAGUGCUGAAUCUCCUAAAGGGACCUCAGCGUUUCACUGAGAUCAUGGGCUUCUCUGAGAGAGGGGUGCAGGAGUACUUCCACAAGUUCUUUCAGGACGAGCUACUCCUCAGGAAAACAUAUGAGGGCGUGAAGAUAAAUGAAAGCCUCAUGACUAUCUGCUCUGUGCCUUUGCUGUGUUGGAUGGUCUGUUUUUGUCUGAAGAAACACUUUACAGAUGAUGAUCAUGUGAUGGCAGAACUAAAGACAACCACCUCCAUAUAUGUGAACAUUGUAUCCACUCUACUGGAGCAUCAUGAUCAGAGUCAGUCUGUCCUCACCAUGCUGAGGAGUCUGGGUCAGCUGGCCGAGGAAGGGAUACAGGAUGAAGAAGUCCUUUUUGAAGAAAAGACUGUGUUUGAGACCUUAGAGGCUUAUAGUAGCCAGUUCUUGCAUAAAGAACUUUGGAAUAGAGACUAUAUAAGGAAAACAGUUCUCAAGUUCAUGCACCUCAGCUUUCAGGAGUUCUUCGUUGCUCUUUAUUAUGUGUUUUUGAAUGAAGAAGAGUCCCAGAGGAACAUCAGAGACACUCUAGCUGCUGAGAGUGUGAAAGAUAGAAUAUCAAAUCCCAUUUCUUCAGUUCUGCUGUUCCUCUGUGGUCUCUCUAAUGAAGACGCGAACAGUUCUCUCUUUAAAAUGCGCAACUGGACUGUUCCUUACAUCAUAAGAAAAGAGAUGGAGAGCACAAUCCUUACUCUUCAGGAUGAUGAUAAGCUACUUGCUCUCCGCUGUCUGUAUGAGCUCCAUGAUGAGGUGUUUGUGAGGAGAGCUUUGGCAGAUUGGGUAUCCAUGGAUCUGUCCAACAUUUCCCUGAGGAGCACAGACUGUUGGGUGCUGCUGUACUGUCUUCAGUGCUGUCCACACAUCAGAGAACUGAACCUCAUGUACUGUGAUUUAACAGCUGAUAAACUCAAGAUUCUUCAGCCAGCACUCUGUAUGUGUGAGACUCUGAGGUUGUCAGUGGACCACCUGUCUGAAGUUGGAGAUUUGAUCAUGGCUAUUUGUGAAUUCAAGAUCUUGAAGAAACUGAAAGUUCAGGAGGAUGAAUUCAGUGCUGUGAGUCCCAGAUGGUCACUUGACCUGACCAUUGCACAGAAAGAUUACCUCUUGUCUUUGAGUUCCUCUGAGAAGAAUCCAUCAUUUCCAGCAAUCUUAAACAUCAGUCUUACUUGUUCACACUCAGAGGUAUCCAACACUGACUGGACAUUCUUCUUACAGACACUCAAAGCAGAAAAAACAACAGAAGACUCUUCAGCUCUUGAGUAUCAUGUCAGUUUGCUGCUGUCUUCAUUUCACUCAUUGGGUUUUAAGAAGUUGUAUCUGAAGGUGUUCAGUCUGAAUGAGAGCUGGGCUUCUAGAAUCAUUUCCCUCGUCCAGACCUGCACCAGUCUACAGGAGAUCAGUAUUGAGGAAGACAACGACAAUCCUAAGAGUCUCUUCUCAACUCUUAGUGUAUUAGUUUAUGAUGAUGAAAACAUCAGGUUAGAUAUGAGGCAUAGACGGAAGUCUGUAUCUCUCUCAAAAAUAUCUUUCACUUGUCCACGCUCAGCAUCAAGCAGCUCUGACUGGAAAAUCCUCUUCCAGAGAUUCCAUGAAGUGUCCAUACACCAACGAAAUUCUCCAGAGUGUAAUGAGCAUGCAGAUGGUCUGUUUUCUUUCCUGCGCUCUGUGUGUGGUUUGAAGAGUGUGGAGCUGAUGAUAUUCAGUCUGAAUCAGAGUUGGGCUCUCAGGAUUCUCUUUCUCAUCCAGACCUGCAGCAGUCUCCAAGAAAUCCGUGUCAGUGUCACUGGAUUGCUGCUGGAGGAGGGACUCGAGUUCCUGUAUGAAUCACUGAAGGAUUCACACUGUGCUGUCAUCAUUGAAGGGCCGACCAUUUCUGAGCCUGAACCCUCUGGACUGGAUCUUCACCUGCUUCCAGUGUGUCAGUCUUGUGUUCACAUUGUUGAUAGUGAUCAGUGGGUUCAGGUGGAGCCGUCAGUCUGUACAGAUGAAGGAGGGUCAAAGUUCAGGAUCAGCACUCAGGCGGGUCGAUUCGAGUGCAGCAGGACCAGAAUGCGAUGGGUCUGUGCUGGUGACGUCACACUCCAGUACCGUGCUGUGGAUAGACGUUUCCUCAGUGCAGAGCUGGAGAGGCUUCAGUGUGAGCAAAUUGGUCCAGUGAUUGAUGUGACCGUGAUCUCAGGGAAACUGGAGGAGGCCCAUCUGCCUCAUUACGCCUGUUUAGCAGAGUCUGACCCCUCUCUCAAAGAUGCUGUGAAGGUCCUCAGUUUUGAAAAUGAAGGAAUAACCUUAGAAUCAGUGGAGUUGACUCGUUUUCAUGCCAGAGUACUCCAACCAGAUUUUUCUCCUAAAACAGUACUUAUGAAACUAGGGAUUCCAGUGAAAGUGCACUGUGAUCUACUGGUCUUUGUGACAAAAAAGAACCCCAUCAUUCUCCAUGUGUAUUUUUUCCCAUCAGAUUCACUUUUUAAAGAAAAAAUUAGGAUGGAGGAAAAAUCGAGUCUUCCAAUCAAGUGUCCUAGACCUGAAACCCCACUGCGGAUGAUGAAACAACACAGUCUUGAGAUUCCCGGUGCUUGUAUUCAACCCAGAGAGAUCAAGCUAAGAGGUGAUAUCGAGCCUAACUUCUUUAAGGUCAAACAAACUCUGGUCGAUGACAUCAAUAUAACUCUCAGCCGCGUGGAUGAUCAGAAAUCAGUAUGGACUGCAACAAUUUGGAAAGAAGAACUAACUGAAACAAUUGCAAGCAAAGUCAAAUCUAGUUUGUUGCAACAUGGAGAAAUACAAAUGAAACAAGUGCCUGUCAACUUUGAUAAAGUUAGUUUUUUUGAAAAUAAUUGGUGUGGUCUGAUUAAAAACAUUAAGAAUGUGAACGCCAUUGCAGACAAACUGCUCCAGAAGCAAAUCAUUAAUGAAGAAAUAUAUUCUGAAAUCACACAUCCUAAUUCAACCAAAGAAGAAAGCAUGAGAAAGAUCUGCAGCAUUGUGCGUAAAGGCAGUGUUGCUGUGAAAAACCUCUUAAUCUCUAUUCUUCAGGAAGAGGAGCCCAACCUUUUAAAUGAUUUGCAUUUAUCCGACUCUUAAUAUGGUUUAAACCCACAAGUUCAGAUUGAAAUAAUGCAGGUCAAACUUGUAUUGCAGGUAUAUAGUGUAAACCAUGUAUAUGGAUAGAGGUAUUUUUCAAAGUCAGCUGGCAAAAUUUUUAUGUUUAAAAUAACAAAGAGAUGUAACAAAUCUAAAGUGUUUUUGUUUAUUUAUUUGUUUUUCAGUAUAUGCGAAGACAGUUACAGAGUCUGUCAUGUUUUUCAGCAUAAUGUUCUUGUUUUACUGGUUAACUGGGAGUUAACAAUAAAUUGUGGUGUAACAAUGUACUUCCUCUUUUCUAUUCUCUAUUUUGUCCAAAGCUCUGUACUCUCUCAUCAAGAUUAUCGUAAGAAGAAUGAUGUCAGAUAACUGUUUGAGCCCUGUGAUUCUUCAGUACAAGUCUUCAGUCAUUGACAGAUGCAAGUUUGUGACAGAGCAUACGCUUCUAUCUGAUGAACAUGUGGGACUGGGCGCUCGUUACACUGAACCAGUGAUCAUUCAGAGGAGCAAAGAGCAGACUGAGAAAUACUAUCGUGAACAUGUGAAGUCUGCUCACACUUCUGGAACAAAAACAUCAUGUCAGCUGUUAUCAAAUGACAAGAAUCACAGCAUCAGAAUAGACCAGCUGUUCAGUUCCGACAGUGAUGGAAAAACACCAAAAACGUCUCAGGUUAUAGCUAUAACCAUAGUUCCCUGAGAGAGGGAACGAGACACUGCGUCCCGAAGGGGGCGCUAUGGGAACACCCUCAGUGUGAAUGCGUCUGAUGCACGUGUGUCAACUAGUCCAAUGGCGAGAGUGAACGUCACCGGCGGGUGACGUCACGACCAGGAAAGUAUAAAUACACAUCCGGAAAGACCGGCUUCAGCUUAAACUGCCGAAGCAAAUCGAUCACAGGGAUGCAAGGGAGUAUGGCAAUGCGACGCAGUGUCUUGUUCCCUCUCUCAGGGAGCUAUGGUUAUAGUCAUAACCUGAGACAUUCCCUUUCAAGGGAACUCGCACUGCGUCCCGAAGGGGGCGCUAUAGGAACGAUAUCCCAAAACACCAUAAUUCCAAAAUGCCUGUCUGUGUGAAACUGUGGCACACUAAGAAAAGAGCACUGAUAAGCCUGGAGCUGCAUCCAGGCUGAGAUAAUCUCACAAAUGUGAGUGGCGAGAAUCAGCUCGCCGCAUCUAUAACUGUUUUCAACAUUGAAAAUAAUCAUAAAUGUUUAUUGAACAGCAAAUCAGCAUAUUAGAAUGAUUUCUGAAGGAUCAUGUGACACUGAAGACUGGAGUAACGAUGCAGAAAAUUCAG